UGAAUUUUCGCCAUCAAUUAAGCCGAAAAGCACGACGAAAAGAAAGCAAGCAAGCAAGCAAGCAAGAAGAACGAGAAUCAGCAGACGAGCCACCCUGCUUCGACUUUUGAUAUCGGGUUGUGUGUACACCUUUCCCCAACAAGCAACGCAAGCGACGAACGAGGCAACAGGCGCGAGGAGAAGCUAGCAACUGCGUCUUCUUCAGGGCUCCUCCUGUUGCUUUUUCCUGUGGUGGAUCCAGCAAACAGGCAAGCAAGCAAGCAAGCAAGUGCACAGCUUCUUCGUCGGACUGCUGACUCAUUCAUUCCUUCUGCUGCCAACAACACAUACAGCAGCAUAUCGGAACCAUGUCGAGCUACUCGUACCUGUUCAAGUACAUCAUCAUCGGCGACUCAGCCGUUGGAAAGUCUUGUCUGCUGCUGCAGUUUACAGAUCACCGUUUCCAGACAGUCCACGACCUCACCAUCGGGGUUGAGUUUGGGGCGCGAAUGGUGACCAUUGAUGGCCAUCAAAUCAAACUACAGAUCUGGGACACAGCGGGGCAAGAGUCGUUCCGGUCCAUCACACGGUCGUAUUAUCGCGGCGCUGCCGGUGCGCUGCUCGUGUACGACAUUACGCGUCGGGAGACGUUCCAGCACCUCGGCACGUGGCUCGAGGACGCCCGCGCACAUUCCAACCCAAACAUGGUCAUCAUCCUCGUCGGAAACAAGGCGGACCUCGAGGACAAGCGCCAGGUGCCGCGGGAGGAGGGCGAGCGGUUUGCACGCGAGCGCGGGCUGCUGUUCAUUGAGACAUCGGCCAAGACAGCCAUGAACGUCGAGGAUGCAUUCACCACCACCGCCAACAAGAUCUACGAGAAGCUGCAGCAGGGCGUCUUCGAUGCCAGGAACGAGCUGAACGGGAUCAAGAUUGGACCGCAGUACAACGCGGGGGCGCCGCCGGGCCAGAAGACGGUUGACCUGAGCAAGCAGUCGAAACAGGGCUCAUCCGAAGAGGGUGGCUGCUGCUGAUGGCAGCAGGUGGCAGUGGUGGUGGCAGUCGUUGACAAUGGUGGUGGCAGUCGGUGCUGUUUGAAGCGAUGGUGGGUUCCCGGAAGCAGUGGCUGCUGUAGCAGAUUGCGUUGCGUUGCUGUCUUUUGUAUGUGCAACUUGCAUGUGCACUGGAUGUUUGGGUCUGUGUUGUUGUCGUUGGCAGCCCUGUGUGGUGUCAUCUACACACACAUACACACACACACGUGCACGCUUACACACACACACACACACACACACACACACUCUCUCUCUCUCUCGUGCCUCUUGUUUUUGUUUUGUUGCUGUUGUUAUGUCAGUCUGCCGCGUGUUGGUUACGUUGCACUCGUGCUGCCCUUUCCCUGCUUGGUGGUUGUACGUUGUAGGCCUUGUUUUUGUUUUUUUCGUUCAGGUGUGCGUGCUGCGGUGUGGUGUGUUUUCAGUGGAGUGAGUGUUCAUGUUGGUUUGGGCGCUUAUGCUGAUGCCAAAGGCGAUGAAAGGCGAUGAAAGGACUCUGCUCGG
Messenger RNA from Salpingoeca rosetta, 1529 nucleotides. Its product is annotated as GTP-binding protein yptV1. The transcript has 6 exons. The record is from RefSeq and is a predicted model, not a curated record. Gene Ontology annotation, molecular function: GTPase activity; GTP binding. Gene Ontology annotation, cellular component: Golgi apparatus. NCBI's taxonomy places the organism in Eukaryota, Choanoflagellata, Craspedida, Salpingoecidae. The coding region runs from base 348 to 1010 and encodes 220 amino acids.